AUGGCUAAGCUACAACCUGACAAUGUGGUUGCUGUCAAGAAACUUCAUUCAUCAUCCGGGAAUGUUGAUCAUAGUGGUUUCCUUAAUGAGGUAUGGGCACUAACGAACAUAAGGCACCGAAACAUAGUGAAACUCUAUGGGUAUUGCUCCCAUGCCCGCAACUCAAUUUUGAUUUAUGAAUACCAUGAAAAUGGCAUCCUUGGAUCUAUUUUAAAAAGUGAUGUAUUAGCAAAAGAAUUGGAUUGGUUAACAAGGGUCAAUAUUGUAAAGGGCGUUGCCAAUGGUUUGGCUUAUAUGCAUCACGAUUGUUCACUGCCUAUAGUGCAUAAAGACAUUUCCAUAUCCAACAUCCUUCUUGAUUCUGAUUAUGAGGCACACAUUUCUGAUUUUGGCACAUCCAAGCUUUUAAAGCUAGACUCAUCAAACUGGAGCGCAGUAGCUAGAACCUAUGGUUAUAUCGUUCCAGAGCUUGCUUAUACGAUGGUGGCAAAUGAGAAAUGUGAUGUGUAUAGCUUUGGAGUUGUUGCACUAGAAGUGGUCAUGGGAAAGCAUCCUGGGGAACUCAUAACAUCUUUACCAACAUUAUCAGAUGAUCAUCUGGUGUUAGCAAAUGUGGGAGACAGCCGGAUACCACCUCCCUCAUCCCAAGUUGAGAAAGAAGUUAUGUUAGUAUUAAGAGUCUCAAGAGCAUGUUCGAAUCCACAUGAAAGGCCAACGAUGCACCAAGUUUCAAAUCUGUUGAUGAAGGCAAAAUUUAGUGUACUUUCAAUGUUCUUUAUUUUUCUGUAG
Molecule: messenger RNA, 789 nt
Organism: Lactuca saligna
Lineage: Eukaryota; Viridiplantae; Streptophyta; Magnoliopsida; Asterales; Asteraceae
Source: the annotation of a GenBank genome assembly